Molecule: messenger RNA, 7571 nt
Organism: Helicoverpa zea (corn earworm)
Lineage: Eukaryota; Metazoa; Arthropoda; Insecta; Lepidoptera; Noctuidae
Gene: Sxl
Product: sex-lethal homolog
Exons: 8
Coding region: 308-1228 (306 amino acids)
Cellular component (GO): ribonucleoprotein complex; nucleus; cytosol
Molecular function (GO): poly(A) binding; mRNA 3'-UTR binding; poly(U) RNA binding
Source: RefSeq, a predicted model, not a curated record
GAACGAAUGAGUUGGAUUUAGUUUCAGAAUUCAGAUCUGCGUUUGUCACGAUUAUUGUUAAUAAUUUGCAGAAAAAAUCUAAAGAGAUACUAAAAUUCAAGAGAAAUAAGAAAUUAACACUUGUCUGGUCUGAAACGUAUAGAAAGCAGACUCAUUAGAUUCUAUAACCAAAUAAUAGUUUUAAUUAAAAAUAAAGUAACAUAGUAGUUAUAAAUAAAAUGUUGUUAUAAAAGUAAUUGCUCAAUAUAUAAAUAGAAGUUAGUGUUAUAUUAUAUUUAUUGAAAACAGUGUGUUAUAAGUGUAAUAAAUGUGUGAAAGAUAUCCGGGGUAUUUGUUCGGAGGAACCCCUGUCAGUAGUUGGGACAGGAGUUUCAAUUCACUGGAAAAUCAAAUCCAACAACAGUACCGGGGGAGGGCAGGCGCCGGCGCGCGCUGCUGGGGCAGCAUGUCUGAAGGGGGCGGAGUCUCCGCCGCCGGUGGGGACUCGUGCAAGACCAACCUCAUCGUCAACUAUCUGCCGCAGACCAUGACCGAGAAGGACUUGUACGCGAUGUUCAUGACCAUAGGACCCAUUGAGAGUUGUCGGGUUAUGAAGGAUUUCAAGACUGGCUACAGCUAUGGCUUCGGCUUCGUGAACUUCACGCGAGAAGAGGACGCGGCGCGGGCGAUCGACACCUUCAAUGGAUACCAGCUCAGAAAUAAACGGUUAAAGGUAUCAUACGCGCGCCCUUCAGGGGACGACAUAAAGGACACGAAUCUGUACGUGACGAACUUACCGCGCGCCAUCACUGAGGAUCAGCUGGAGACCAUAUUCGGCAAAUACGGCAGGAUAGUGCAGAAGCAUAUACUGAGGGACAAGAGUAAUGGGACGCCGCGUGGAGUCGCUUUUGUGAGAUUCGACAAGCGUGAAGAGGCACAGGAGGCGAUAGCAGCGUUAAACAAUGUGAUACCAGAGGGCGGCACUGAGCCACUCAGCGUUAAGGUGGCCGAAGAGCAUGGUAAGCAGAAAGCUGCUUACUAUGCGGGAUGGGCGGCGGGAUUCCACCAUAAUAGAGCCUCAGUCCACCACAUCCCUCAACGCCAUCACAGCCUCGACCAACUCGACAUGCUGCACAGCCGGCAAGAUUACACGACCAACUACGGAAUGUACGGCGGCCUGUCCAACCGCUACCUUCGCCGCGACUACUUCAACCAGCCCUCUUAUAUGAGCCAUCACCGCCCAUUUUGAAAAGGGCUUUACUGUAAGAAGUUCCGUCUAACCGAUUCAAGGAUAUAGACGGAGAGACUUUUCAUUUUAGUAGUGUAAUAUAGUGUUGGUGUUAUAUUUAAGUGUUUGUGGGAGUUUUUGAGGAGUGGGUAUGCUGUUGUAUAUUGCGGAUUUUAGAAUAGUUUUUAGUGUUUUUCUUUUGUUCUGAAUUCGACUGCGUUUUCCUGAAAGUGGUUUUUGUUUGCGUAUUUUAAGUGAUCACACUACGGCUAGUGUCUUAGCUCAUCUGUAUUUGGCCAAUUUUCGAAAACAUUUUCGUUUCAAAAAGUUUUACUGAGCAGCGAAAUAGCUAACUUCAGAUUAGUAAAGGUAGGUCUAUUAUGUGAUGUUCUGUUUGACAAAAUUUAAUUAUACGUCCUACCACCAUUUCGGCGUAAGUUUUAACUGUAAGAAAAUUUAUAAUUAGUUAGUAAAAGUGUUCUCAAAAAUUCCCACAACAGUUCUUAUGUAAGUGUGGUUUAAAUGUUAAUUUGCGCUUAGUUCCCCCCUCCAUUGUUGAAUUCCUAAGCUUCUUAUAUCUAAUCUAAGAUAGAAAAGACUCCUAUGAAGUAUGGUAACGUUUGACGGAGUUGCCAGUAACGGGAACAGAUUUUGUUGCCAGACUAAAAUUUUUUUCUCGUUGUUUAUGCUCUGGCCACGACUGAGGCGCUGUUAAAUAAUAUUUUAAAAUUGAAAUUUUGGAUAAUAAAAAUUACUUCGUGUUGGGUUGAGAAAGAUUGACCUGUCCAUUUCAUUUGUUUUGAUUAAAUCUCUUGAUUGAAAAAUUAAUAUUUUAACAAUUUAUUUUCAAAACAUUAUUAUGAAUUAAACUCCAAAUUCCUAUUUUAAUAUUCUUACAUUUCAUUCACUUCUCAUCUUAUUUCCGGCUCAGCACAAGAUAUAAAAUUAAUAUUUAUAAAACUAAUCUGAAAGUUAUACUAUAAAACUGAGGGACCCUGUCUCAGCACAAAAAUCCUGUUAUUGAAUUUUUCUAGAUCUUUCUAGAUUCUAGACGUCUCAUAGUGAAGCACUUGCAGCGUUUACCAAUAGAGAAUGUUUAGACACGAAAAUAAUAAAGGACUUAUGUAUUAUAUUAGUAUUUGUACUCAAUUCUACAAUAGUUUCGGCUUUCGAUUUUACACGAAAAUGAUAUGUUUCUUAUUCUGCGUUAAAGCCUCGUAAUAUUUUUAUUCGCCGCCUUGUUUAAAAUUAGAAACUAUUUUGUGCCAUUUCGUAUGUAGAUAUUAAAACCAAAAUAUUUUUGCUUUACCUCUAAGUUCUUUUUAAUUGUAAGCUAUCGAAUAUUGUUAAACUGAACUGUAACAGAAUAUGUAUGUCUGACACUACGAACGAAAUCAUUUAAUAACAUAAGUUGUGCAAAUGUCAAUUUAUUAAUUUUAUCUUCGUAAUGUUGUUCACACAAAUUGAAUUCAUUUAUUAGUAGGAGAUAUAUUUUUAUAGUUAUAUAGCAUUAUUCAAGUCAUGAGUGCUUAACCGGAUAAGUAUGUUGUAUGCAGACAAAUACAAAUUGUAGAAAUAUACGCUGGCUUAAUUUAAACGUCUAGUAUGCAUUAUUUGUAUAGUCAUACACGUAGUGGAAAAUAAUUUGCAACAACUCUAUGCUGAUAAGCUUAAAAAGCCUGCUUUGUUGACACGUUAUUGCGCAAUGCUUUGCGCAAGAAAUGCGCAGUGUUGCGCAAGAAAUGUGCAGUGUUGCGCAAGAAAUGCGCAUUGUUGCUUACAAGCUUCUCGGACUAUAUUUUAUUUAUAUAAAAUAUUUGUGUGAACAACAUCACCAACUUAUCGGCUUAUGAAAACAUAUAAUGUGCUCAAUAGAAAUAAAUAUAUUAUUGUCUGUUAAACAGCGUUGUAGCUAGUCGUUUGUAUAAAUACAAACAUUUUCACUAGUUCACUAUAAAGUAUGUGAUCAUUGACCCGGUACGCGCUUGUAUCUAGAUCUUAUGCUGUUAAUAUUAAUUUGUUUUAACUAGAUGAUAAUAUGGUUUAAGCACUGUAUUGUUAUAUUUUAGGCUGUUGAUCUCUAUAUAAGUUACCGCUGCGGGAAUUGUGGAUUGCGUUAAAAAGCGAUGUUAACAAAUGCAGUAGUUUGAGCCUUGCUUUAAGUAUGCGUAUUUAUAUGUAGUGCUUUAAACAAAACUGAAUACUGCCGCAAUCGCUUUAUUGCACCAAUUGUCACAGACUAUUAAUAUUGAAUAAUUAAAGCAGUUUCUUGAACAGACAUGUCGCCUACAAUCCGUUCUACAAAUUCCAGAUUAUCGCUUUUUAAUGUGAUCCACAUUUGCCGUUAAAGUUGGCGUUUAGUUACUAAGCUUUGUAUUUACACAUUGUUGCACUAGAUAAGUACAAAAUAUUAAGUUAUAUAAACACAUUGAUGUUAGUUUGAUACGUAAUCGGAAGGCUUCUGACGUAAUGAACGCUUAUUUUUGACAGAUUUCAAAUAUUAAGCUUUUGCUUUCACAAAAUAAACUCAUUAACAUGAGAGCUUAGCGGUUAUAAGCGCUUUAUACUUUGGCCAAUAUCGAUUUUAAAUUAUUCGAUUCAAUAUCGAGUUUUUGCCGAUUCUAUAUCGAUUAUUUUAUCGAGCUUUUAACAAUAGCAGCUGAUUAAAAUAUAUUAUUAAAGUUUCGUAUAUUUGAUCUAAUGUUUGUUCGUCUUUCUAGCGUUGCCCCGGCCUGCAGCCAGGGCUCCGCUGACCGACUAACUCUACGCAUCGGUCUAGCGCGUCCGGCGGCCAUAUGCAAUCGCCAUCUUUAAAUUGUGUUAAUGCUGUUUGAGACAUUUGUUUUAAAUGUUUAAUGUAUUUUUUUUUUAGUUUUUUGUGAUAAGGUUGUGUUUUGGUUGUAAAACUGGUGUUCGUCUGGCAAGUGGAGUAUUAACAAUGGUGUUAUAGAGUUUUUUUAAGAUAUUAUGGCAGUAAGAUGUAAGUCUAUAAAAAUCGAAUCGACAUCAACAUCAAGAAAUCUUGAAUUUUACCCAACACUUGAUAGCCACCAUCCAAUUAGUCUGUUUGUAUGUUUUCCGAAAUGAUUUACAGUUUGUGUCAAAUUUUUCAUUUUAAGUAACUUUAAUGUAACUUGUACUGUGUGUAUGAAGUCAAUUUUGAAGCAGAUAUUUACCUGAUUGAAAUGAAAUGUUAGUACAUAGUUCUUUUGCCAGCCAAAUGACAGUACACCAAAACCUAACACCAGCUAAGAAUAUAAUAAUACGCGUUCAUUACGGCGGAAUUACAUUGACAAUAUGCAGCGGUGAUCAGUAAGUUCAAUAGUUCGGAGUUUACCAGUGUUGUUCCCGUAUCGACUACGUUCCUAUUCUAUAUGUGAUGGGUGUCCGGACAUCGUGUUAACAUUUAAUGAGAUUUUAGUAAGGAGGCUGGUUUGAAAUUGAAUUUAAAAGUAAAUUGAUAUUUUUUUGUUGUACAAUCUUGAUACUUUUUGGUCGUCAUUUUUUCGGAUCAAAUUAUUCGAUUCUCGAUUCACCUGGCUACGCAUGGCAGCACUUUUAACUCUGAUUCAAUGUUGCCAUAUUAAUACUGAAAAAGAUGGUUAUAAAUCAAGGGAUUGUGUUUAAGAAAUCUGGGUUCAAAAUUACUUUUAUUCAUCUGAUAUUUACGCUCUGAAACUAUUGCAUUAUUAUCAUCAAAAUAUAUAAAAAUCUAGUCAAACUUAAAAUUGUAAAAAAGUGUAUAAAGUAUGUAUUAAGAAAGAGAGAGAUAGAUAAACCGUCCCGAUACCCAUCACAUGGUCUCGUCCCUUCCUAGGCUAGUGACUGUAUAUUGUACUACGUAGGUAACUGUAGACUCUUGAUAAGUACUCGAGUUCAGUGGGGAUAAACAUAUUAUAUCCAGUAUUAAAGUGCGUUAUUAUAAAUUAUUGAAUGUAGUCAACAUUAAAAAGUAAGCCGAAAGAAGUUUGUAUCUGACAAAAGUCUGACUGUCAUAAAACUGUUUCGUAUACUCGUUUAAAUAUUAUGACUUGUCCAAGUGUGAAACUGAUAUUAAAGUUCUGAAGUGAUUGCAUUUUCUAUGGAUUAAAUGGACGUUUAUAAGUAGUUUAUUUUGUGUGAAGGUUGUCUAGGUACUUAUUAUUUUAGAUAGGUUUUUCAUAAGUAUGUUCCUAUAGGUUAGUUUACGAUUAUUUAUCGAAUAAAUGAACAGAAUUGCUGUCUCUUGAAUGACGUGAUAUGAAAAUGAACAAGCGUUGAUAGCAUCAACAAUUCAAUUAUUUUUCUAGGAAGCAGUAUUUUUGGAUAGUGCUUGAGCACCUCUAAUUUUAGGGAAUUAUUUAAAAAUAAUUAAUAAUUUUAUUGCAUGUUUAUGACGAUUAAAAUUUAGUAAUAUCUUAAUUAUUUAACAAUUUAUUAGUGCUAAGUUCUUUUAAUUGCAUUUCUUACGACAUUUAAGUUUUUAAGUUCUAUAUUCCUCACUGAACACGGAACGUAGGUCUAGAAUGCUAGAACUAGUUUCCCAAUGUGAAUUGUGCCUAAAUAAAGCGUAUCUCUAAGUGAUGUACUAUCGGGUUCACCAAGUCUAGUGUUUGACGAAAUUUAAAACUUGUUAAAAGUUAAUAUUUAAAACUGAACACGUGUAAGUAGGGUGCUGUUCUCAAAGAAUGUUUGGGAAUUAUAAAUAACAAUAUGCUAUUAAAAUAAAAAUGUUGUAAAUGUAAGCUUUGGUCAUGGGAAGGCACCCAAUAAUUGUUUACGAUAAGUGUGACAAGAUUAGGAAUGUGAUUGUAUGAGCGCGACUUAGAAAGGAGUCCAGAUGUGUGAACAUUUCUUUGUAUAUAAACAUUCCCAUAUAAUUUAACUCAUAAGUUUCUACGAUAAAAUUGCGAUGAGGGAACAAGAUUUCCUAAAGGCACGUUCAAAAAUGCGUAAGUGAAGUUGUCGUACUGCCCUUGUAAGACCAUUUCGCUUUUAUUAUUAAAAUGCGACUGAUAUAUUGUGAAUAUAAAAAUGUUACUUCGAAUUAGAUACGUCACGAUUAUAAACUUCCAAAGGACAGGGGUGUGUACAAAUAAAAUCGCUAAAUACAUUUUGUAGGUCGAUUCGCUGUGAUAAGCGAUUUUAAAGUCAUUUAAAAUUAGUGUCCAAAUGACUUUUGUAUAUUAAAAGAAAGUGUGUUUCAAGCUUUUUAGUAAGUCCUCAAAAUAUCCUGUCAUGAACAAUUUAAGACAAUCACCUUCGUCAAUCUUGUAGCGCUUAUAAUAUUUUUUAAAUAAAAAAUUGUUAAAUAAAAAUGUCUGCGUGAAUGCUUGUCGGUACUGUUGUUAUAUUAUGUGGCUGUAGUUAUAAUAUAUUGUGUGGCGUCUGUUAGUUAUAAUACAAUUUAAUUUUAAUAUUUAUAUUAAACUAUGCAUGUGAUGUGACCAUGUUUUUCUAUCCAAUGUUGGUACGCGACUAGAAAUACGGCCUAUUUGCAACCAUACUCUUCAUAACAAAUUGUUGUUAAAAAAAUAUAUAAUUUUGAAUUUAGAAUAUCGUAUAAUGACAACAUUUAUUGAUGUCUAGAGAAAUAGAUGUGUUCUAAAAUUGAAUUAACGAAUAGUGACUUGAAAUAGUUCGUAUUUUUAGUCGAGUUUGCUUUUUAGCAUCUUAAAUAUCUGUUAUCACUAUAAUUGGCCUUAUGACGAUUAUUAUAUGAAAUUAUAAUAAUUUAAGUUCUUACUUAUGAUAAUAAUUCAAUUAUUAUUAUUACGAAUAUUUUAGAUGUUAUAAUGAUAUUUGUAAAACUAAUUAUUUAUUAGUAUAUUGUACUAUUAGUGGUUAAUUUGUCAUACAUAUAUUUGACUGUAAAUUACUUAUUUAUUAAUGUUGUAGUUUUCGCUUAUCGAGAGAGGAAUAUAUGAGAUUAUCGAUAUAUUUAAUGAAAUGGAAUAUUCACCAAUUAUUUUUAUUUACUGAUGAAUAACUAUUGAAGUUUAAUUUUCAUUGUUCUCCGCGAUAUUUAGUGAACUCACGCAAGGAAUGUAUUUUUUUCUCAACUUUCAUUAUUCCUAAUAAAAUCUGUAUCUACAAUGUUUAAUAAAUGUGACGGGUUCACGAGGCAAUUUACUGCUCUCUCACGAGCAAGGAAUAUUGUCACAUUAUAUUGAACAAUGUAACUUUGCCUAUAUAGCGUUAUAAUGUUUUAAAAUUUACAAAAAAAAAAUAAUAUGAAAAACUUUUUAAUAUUAUGAAAUAGUAUUUUGUGAUUGUAUUAAAGUGUACGUAAAAACUAAGGUUAGGUCGAACGAAAAUGCAAAAGUAUUCUUCCAAACUUUGGCCAAACGAUAAUAGUGAUGUAUAAAUAAAUAUUAUUCAUGAA